GGGUGACAACCGAACAGCAUAUCACGCGGCAUUACCCCGCUCAUCAUUCGCUUCCAAUCUUCAGGUUUAGGCUUCAGGUCAUGGCCACGAAGAAGGUCAAGGAGAUGACGACAGCAAAGCCAACAGGCAAGAAAGGCGCCGCAUCAUCGGAAAGCCCCGGACAGAAAGCUUCACGAAUCCUUGGAGAUGGAAACACUCCAGCAAAGAAGCCGGCAACCGAAACCAAAGGCUCUAGAGCAGAUAUGCCAAAAGACAUUAAGAUCGCCGAGAUCCACGAGGACGCCAAGGCCAGCCCCGAUCGUGGAGCAGCGAAGAGGACGAAGGCCUCGCCAUCUCAACCUCCGUCCAGUGGAAGACCGUCUCCCGCUAGGGUACAUUCCCUUGAGGCCGGCCGCGCGAACAAUCCUGAGGUACCUGUCGGAAGCACCGUGCGGAACGUACAGCAAUCCACCUUAAAGAACAAUCCACAACAGCAGCGAGAACCAGCGGAGAAUGGAAAAGUGGAUGUUAAGCGAAAUAAGCCAAAAUCACCUGCUUCCAGGAAAGACGUGAACCAUGCCCUCGAGCUUACUCCAGCCAAAAAGCCAAGAACAGGACAUAAGGCAUCCUACGGUAAAGGCUCCAGCCCAGACGUGCCAAAGGACAUGAACAAGAAUGGCAAGGGAGGACCUGGCGGUGCAGCAGCAAAAACCACAAGUGCUUCAGUACCCGAACCAUCAAGCAGGGCGGGGUAUCCACCAGGUCUGCCACCUAGAUCUCAAAUGAAGUUCCUUGCCGACGAAAUAGAUCGCUUGAACCGGAACUUUGUCGAGGAAAGCCCUCCGGAGACGCCGGAGCCACGGAAGGCAAAGGUCAAGUCGAAACAGAAGCCCGCAGCAGCAGGCACUUCAGGUGCCAUCAUGCCAAAGGAAGGAAAAUCGUCGUUUUCUACGAAAGUCACGCCUAGAGCAAGAACUCUGGUGCCCAAGAAUUAUUCAGCAGAAAUCACCCUGUUCGCCAUCGUAAUCAUUGUUGUAGCCUUCGCGGCCGCUGCCUACAUGCAGAGGCGUUACCAGAUGAAGUCCAUGCUGCAAAAUAUGAUCGAAUGCAGAACAGCUGCAUGCCAAAAGAUCCUGCGCGAGGUCGACGACAAGCUGGACAAAAAUAUUCAUCCGUGCGACGACUUCUACGGCUACGUCUGCAACAAAUGGGUAGCGAAUCGACCAUCGAAAAAGGCGGGACUUUUGGCACAUGUAUUGAACAUGUACGACAAUGACCUGACUACGGCGCUCAGAGCUAGGGAGGCCAGGAAACCAGACCGAUGGGGAACUCACGUUAUUGCCAAGCUGUUCGAAGUAUGUUACGACUACAUGACCAAGGACCUUGGGAGCAUCACGGAUGCCAUUUCGCAAGUCAUCGACUUGCUCAACUUUAGUGUGGUCCUCAAUAACCAGAAAGACAUAUUUGCGUUCCUGGUGGAAACGUCCUUGACUCGAAACGUGCACUCAGUCUUCAGAGUUUCCUUUCGUCGAAUGGGGAACUUGGAAUACCUGCAAAUCAUUCCUGGAUACUCCAUAUAUUCGAAGGUACUUCGGGUGAUGACUGAUGAACCUCCAGACGCCAGUAAAGCAAACGAACUUCGCGAGAAGUUAACCAGCAUGACGCAACAUUUCUUGAAUCACCGCCGAGUCAAUUCUAGCAUUGAUCCAAAGGACCUGCUAGCCGUAGAUGACGUGGUAGACAACAUGCUCAAAGAGAGCGCAGCCGAACGCUCCGCGACCUUCACAGAGUUUGCAGAGAUGACGUCUCGUAACAUCACGCAGCAGGUCAUAGACGUGAUCAACCAGAAUGGCCCCCGUGGCUUCAAAGUGGGAUUCAGCAGCGCCAUCAAGGUUGAAUCCUUCGAUCAGAUAAGGUCUAUUCAGGGGCUCUUACAAUUACAGGUGAAGGAUAUGGGGGCGAUGUACCAUAUCACCAACCUCGCCUCUGAUCUACUGGUCUACACCACAUUCAAGGACAUUGCCAAGGAAGACCCUGAUCGCAUACCAUUUAUGUGCCUACGAGCUACAAGGAUUGCUGCCACUGUCACUUGGCAGUUCCUGGUAGCGAGACUAACCGGUCACCUAAGCAGCUCGAAAGCAGCCAAGCAGCUUGCUGAAACUACCAGGUAUGUGGUCGCGGGCGAAACAGUUUUCGAGAAAUUUGACGCACUCCAGCGAGGCAAGGGCAAGGACCUUCUGGCCAAUACGACUCUGAUCACUUACGGAGACGAUGUGUUGGAAUAUCUCGACCAGCGUACAAAUUACAUGUCAUGGACGUUCAGAGGGCACCAACUGUUCGAUGUUUUCGCAGAGGCGGGACAAAAAGAAAAGGCCCUGCUGCGUGAGACCCUGUUUGAAGAGUGGAAAGUCGCAGUCAGCAGGAGCCAGUUGAAUAAAGUGCUCAAAUUUCACGAUCUUGAUGGAUGUCUGACGGUUCCAUCAGCUUACCAAAGUCCUCCUCUUUUUUACUACGAGGAGCAAAGCGAGAUUCCACGUUACAUCAACGCGGCAACCCUGGGCGCCUUGAUCGCAAAAGAGAUGAUACGCGCAUUGGCUGUGCGUUUUAAACCCUCCAACAGGUCAACCGUUCUGCUACAUGAAUCACUGGCAUGCGUCAAGGAAGUUGCCAGAACGCAGGGUCUAGACUUGCACACCGUUACUGGACGUGACUUGUGGGAUCGCGAAGCCGUCCUCUGGUACUUCGCAUCCCGAAUUCUUUACGAAGGACUGAAGCGUGAUACCAUCGACGCGGGACAACCUACAACCGGUAAUAUAUGGAAUGAAACUCGGCAUUACUACUUUAUCCGGUUCUGCACGUUGGCAUGCACACAUGAAAACAACACCAGGGACGGUCCACCGGAGUCUUUCAAAGAGCGCUGUCUUGUACCAGUCCUGAGCAACCCGGACUUUGCAGAUCACUUCGGUUGUGCAGGAAGACCGGCGUUCAACACACACAAGUGUGUUUCUAAACCGAACGCGUGAUUCGUCACUACAACCAACACUGAAAAUGCCCAUGAUAGAAUGUCUCUAUAUCACGUAUAUAAUUGAGAAUAUGCCUUUCA
This is a messenger RNA of Ornithodoros turicata, 3082 nucleotides long. RefSeq lists its product as uncharacterized. Bases 81 to 3002 code for a protein of 973 amino acids. NCBI's taxonomy places the organism in Eukaryota, Metazoa, Arthropoda, Arachnida, Ixodida, Argasidae. Gene Ontology annotation, molecular function: metalloendopeptidase activity. Gene Ontology annotation, cellular component: plasma membrane. The record is from RefSeq and is a predicted model, not a curated record. Gene Ontology annotation, biological process: protein processing. The transcript is spliced from 3 exons.